AAAACUCCAGUCGUCCAUUGUGUCACAUCUUGAAAUUGAGUUUUCUGAUUGUGGCAUUUGCAGAUAAUCCCUAACUUCGCACUUUUCCUCCUCAUACUAUUUUCGGCUCAGCUACGGGUCUUCAGCAUAGCCGGGUACCCCUUUUAGCCCCGGCCCGUUCAGGUGUAUCCCCUAUGCCUCCCUGAUGGCGUCCCUGGAUGGGCCCACCCCGCUGUAUUCUAUUGGACGAUUAUUCUAGAGCAAUAUCCCGUGUUGCGUGAUGACGGAGGUGUCUGUGCUUUAGAGGAUUAACUGUCAAAGAGCGCAACGGGAGAAAGGAGGAUGGAAGAACCGGAGGAAGAAGAGGCAUGCGAAGGGGGCUCUGAAAUAGGAGCAGAGGAUGCAGGAGGAGACCUCGAAGCAGAUAUAGCAGAAAAAAAAGCUACUGUGUUGGAGAUUUCAUCAUCAUCUGGACAGCAAGGCGCUGGUAAAAAGAUUGGGCACCGUGGAGUUGAUGCUUCUGGUGAAACCACUUACAAAAAGACGACAUCAUCCACACUCAAAGGUGCCAUUCAGUUGGGCAUUGGGUACACUGUUGGAAAUCUGAGUUCUAAGCCAGAGAGAGAUGUCCUCAUGCAGGAUUUUUAUGUGGUGGAGAGCAUCUUCUUCCCUAGUGAAGGCAGUAACCUCACACCCGCCCAUCAUUACCCAGAUUUCCGUUUUAAAACCUAUGCACCAGUUGCAUUUCGCUACUUUCGAGAGCUCUUUGGAAUUCGUCCAGAUGAUUAUUUGUACUCCCUGUGUAAUGAACCACUGAUUGAGCUCUCUAAUCCUGGGGCAAGCGGAUCACUUUUUUAUGUUACCAGUGAUGAUGAAUUCAUAAUAAAGACUGUUAUGCACAAGGAGGCUGAAUUUCUACAGAAACUUCUUCCUGGAUAUUAUAUGAACCUGAACCAGAAUCCACGAACUCUUUUACCCAAGUUUUAUGGAUUGUACUGUGUACAAUCAGGUGGAAAGAACAUUCGUGUAGUUGUCAUGAACAAUAUCCUGCCACGUGUUGUGCGUAUGCACUUCAAGUAUGAUCUGAAGGGCUCCACCUACAAGCGGCGGGCAUCCAAGAAAGAGAGGGAGAAACGGUGCCCUACUCACAAAGACUUAGACUUCAUGCAUGAUGCUCCCGAAGGGCUUCUUUUGGACAAUGAUACCUUUAAUGCUUUGGUUAAAACUAUGCAGAGGGACUGUUUGGUACUUGAAAGCUUCAAGAUUAUGGAUUACAGCCUUUUGCUAGGAGUGCACAAUAUGGAGCAGCAAGAACGGGAGCAGCAGACAGAAGGGGCACAGAGCCAGACUGAUGAGAAAAGACCAGUGGGACAAAAAGCUCUAUACUCAACAGCUAUGGAGUCAAUUCAGGGAGGAGCAGCUCAUGGGGAAUCAAUAGACACAGAUGAUACGAUGGGGGGAAUCCCAGCUGUUAAUGGGAAAGGAGAGCGUCUGUUAUUGUACAUAGGAAUUAUUGACAUUCUACAAUCCUACAGAUUGAUUAAGAAGCUGGAGCACACAUGGAAAGCAUUGGUGCAUGAUGGAGACACUGUGUCUGUACACAGACCCGGUUUCUAUGCUGAACGCUUCUUCAAAUUCAUGACCCACACAGUAUUUCGAAAGACUUCUUCUCUGAAAUCCUCCCCUUCCAAAAAGGGACGCAGUGCUCUGCUGGUACCCCGCCCACUAGGGACAUCAACAGCUUUCUCUGCAGGACAGAUUCCAACAGAGCAAGAAGAUGGAAAGUAUGAUUUGCGGAUUGCUCGGAGUUUCCCCACCCUGGAAGAUGAAGGUCGGCUUGAUCUCUUGCCCUGCACACCACCAUCAUUUGAAGAAGCUACAACAGCCUCUAUUGCUACAACCCUGUCUUCCACCUCAUUGUCAAUCCCAGAAAGGUCACCUUCUGAGACCUCAGAACAGCCUCGUUACCGGAGGCGCACUCAGUCCUCAGGUUAUGAAGCUCGAACACAUGAGGAAUCUUGUGUUGAGGAUGAAGUUCAGCAGAUCACAGUGGAAGUUGAAGCCAGAUGUCCAUGUACAGCACAAGUACCUGUAGAGAAAGAGCAAGGAGAGGCCUCUGGUGGAAUGGGGCCUGUUGAGGAAACAGGAAGUCAGCGGUCAGAAGAAGAGGAUGAUGUGCCUGUCACAGAUAUUUAUUUUUUCGCGGAUGGGAGAUACUGGGUGUACUCUCCCCGCCUGAGACGUCUGAAUUCCACUGCCUCUCCUCCAGAUGACCGGAGUUGGGUUUACUCCCCACUCCACUAUAAUACCCAGGUACAGCCUGUUUCAGAUGAGGAAAGUGACAAAUAAUCACUCUAUGCAGAUUCCUGUGAACAAAGAAUGUCUUCUUUCGGCUUUGCAUCAAAUCUCUCAAUGCUGCAUGCAGUGAAGAAGGAAGAAUAUUGUUGCAGAGAUUCGAACAGCUGAGUGUGAUUUGCCCACACUCUAUAUACUUACAUGCACUAUAUCUGUAUUUAUACAAUUUGCCUCUCACAUCCACUCACUCAAAAUUAUGCACACAAUAAAUCCAUGAGGUCAUUUCUGGUCAAAUUAAUUUGUUUCUUAGUUUUAAAAAAUAUAACUCCUCUUUCACAGAAGGAGGCAGAAUAAGUUUUGUUCUCAUUGAACUAAUGUGCAAGUUUGUCUGGCAGCUAAAGGGUGUCAAUCGUGUUUGUACUACAGUUUAAAUACACUGUACAAUUUCCUGCUGAUGAUUUCAAGUUUAUGUAUUUUUUUUUUUUUGCUGAUAUAUUAACUGUUAUUCUUUUGAAUGGACCUUGGUGUGAAUUAGUCUGCAAAGAGUUUAGAUAUAACCCUGCAUACAUUCCUGUUUGUAGCUUCUAAUAAGUGAAAAAUUAGUUGUGUGUACUGUUCUGCUAAUAGUAUUAUCACUGAAUUUUUGUGAAAUUCCAAAAUGCACAUAAAUUUAGGACCAAUUAAAGGUAGUUACUUUAGAUGCUAUAUUUUAGAAUAUAUAUAUAUAGCUGUGUAUUUUGAGUCAACAUUUAAUAAGCAUUCAUCAGUUUAGGUCUUUAUGGCUCAGUGGUUGCAAAAUAGGGUAAUGUGUUAAGAUGCUUAAGGUGUUGUGUCUUUUGUGCUAAACUUCAUUGUAGCAAUGCAGGUUUUCUAGGAAACCAAUGAAAUAAAUCCUUUACUCUUUUUCCUUUGCAAGGGUAGAAGGGCUGUGACCUGAAGCCCACUGAUCAUGUCCAAGGCUCCAUAGGCAGGUCGCUCUUAAUAACCUAAUUAACAAUGAGAUGGGCUUUUAUUUAAAGACGUUUUUAGAUUUUAGACAUUUCCAUUAAGAAGCCACAGUCGUAAUAAUAAAAUACAGGUAUGGGAUCAAUUAACCAUAACACCUCAGGUUCCAAGCAUUCUAAAUAAGUGGUAUUUCCAUAAUUUGGAUUACCAUGCUUUAAAUCUACAAAUAACGUACAAAUUAGGUAGGUUCAAGUAGAAGGAGCUGUUUUAUUAUUACAGAGAAAAAGGAAAUCAUUAAAAAGAACUAUAUGCUUAAAAUUAACUUUGUGGGAGAUGGCAAUCCUGUAUUUCAGAACUUUAUCGAUAAACAAAAUACAACAUUUGAAAUGUACCUUCAAAGAAACUGCAGACGCAGUUUAAACAUAUCUAGCAGUUGCUUGAUAUUGUUCCUACUAGUCGUAUACCUUUAGGCUGUGGGGAAUUGCAUUUAAAUGUUCAGCUAUAACAAGUUUAAUUUUCAGUUCAGUCCACCAGUAAUAUCUUGGGGGUCAGUGAAGUGUCAGAUUGCCAAGAUGACACUCUGGCUAUUUACUAACAGUUGUCUUUGCUGACACUAUCCCCCACAUGUAAUAAAAGGCACUAAGUUUGCCCAGGAGCAGUAACCAGUAGCAACCAAUAAGAUGUUUGCAUUUAAACAUGUGACCAGGAAAUUCUACCUGCUGAUUGGUUGCUAUAAGUUACUGCCCCUGGACAAACUUAGUGCCUUUAAUUACAUAACCCCUUAGAAUUUCUAAUCAUUUAUUUUCUGAAAGUGAUUUCCAGCUGGCUCCUACUCAUAUCAGCCAGUGUGAUGUUCCAGUCCUUAUUCAUAUAAGGCUAAUGUUACUCAGAAAUCCACCUCCUGUGCACCAUGAUCAUUUGCCAUUUUUUCUGUUGGCAGAAUAAAUACCAAGUGUAACAUUAUCCUUAAGGAAUUCUGUAACCCUUUUUUUUUAAAAAAAAAAACAAAAAAAAACCAGGAGGUUGCAAUUAGGUAUUACACUAUAAUUCUCAAGUCACAGCUUAAGCAAGUGAUCCCAGCACUUGCUGUUUUGGGCAACCAAGCAAAUAGUGCCACUUAUAUUUUGGUAAACACACUGCUUGUUUAUUUGAAAUUAUUAGCAAAAA
This is a messenger RNA of Xenopus laevis (African clawed frog), 4386 nucleotides long. RefSeq names its product phosphatidylinositol 4-phosphate 5-kinase type-1 gamma (gene pip5k1c.L). The record is from RefSeq and is a predicted model, not a curated record. Bases 322 to 2328 code for a protein of 668 amino acids. The transcript has 19 exons. NCBI's taxonomy places the organism in Eukaryota, Metazoa, Chordata, Amphibia, Anura, Pipidae.